AUGGCACUCCUCAUCAAAUAUCAGGAUGCUUUUUCCAAAGAUCCUAAAGAUAUUGGUACAACCAAUCUGGUUGAGCAUACUAUUGAUACAGGCGAUGCGAGGCAUAUUCGUAUACCCCCUCGCCGUCUCCCAUUCUCCAAACUUAAAAUGGCAGAGGAGGAAAUUUUGGAAAUGGCAAAAAGAGAUAUCAUAGAACCUGGUUAUGGGCCUUGGAGUUUUCCAGUGGUAUUAAUUACCCAGCCCAAGCUGCGAUUCACGAUAGAUUACCGAGGCCUUAAUUUUCAGACUUCAAAGAUUCGUACCCCUUCCCCCGUAUAG
Mytilus trossulus (common blue mussel) is the source of this 318-nucleotide messenger RNA. RefSeq lists its product as uncharacterized. Lineage: Eukaryota; Metazoa; Mollusca; Bivalvia; Mytilida; Mytilidae. The record is from RefSeq and is a predicted model, not a curated record. The transcript has a single exon. Bases 1 to 318 code for a protein of 105 amino acids.